GAGCAGAAGUAACCGCGCGCGCGCGCGCGUGUGUGUAUAUGCAUGCAUGUGUGUUUGAGUGUGUGUGCGUGAGUGUAUGUGGAAGGAGGAAAAACUCUGGGAAAAGCCCCGAUACACGCGUUUGUGCUGACUAAAAAACACCGAAUACGGGAUUACACGGACGCCGGGAACAGCAGGAGCUUUGCUUCUCGUUUUGAGGGAAUCGGAAAAGUGGAUUUUCUUCAGCCUUUUUUUAACGUCGCGAGCGCGGAGUUUCACGGUGCCACGGAGAGAGAAAUGCGAACGGAGAAGACCAAACCGGAGACACGGUUUUAGCCUAUGAUUGCGUAAGAGCGAGGAAGGAAAGAGCGGCAUUGAGGAGGAGGAGGAGGAGGAGGAGGAAGAAAAAGAAGUACCAACCUGGAACAUGGUGCCUCAUAUUUGCCCCUCAGUGCCCUUGACGCCUCGCUGGCUUUCUGUCCUGCUUCUGCUCGGCUGCGCGGCCUUUCCCUCCCACGCCGACAGUUUGCCGAGUUUCAUUAAGACUCCGGAGGACCAGACGGGGAUUUCGGGUGGUGUAGCGUCUUUUGUGUGCCAGGCGAUCGGAGAACCCAAACCUCGUAUCACGUGGAUGAAAAAGGGGAAGAAAGUCAGCUCUCAGCGCUUUGAGGUGAUUGAGUUUGAUGAUGGCUCGGGCUCCGUCCUGCGGAUCCAGCCCCUGCGUACGCACCGAGACGAAGCCAUCUACGAAUGUACAGCCACCAACAGCGCUGGAGAAAUCAACACCAGCGCCAAACUCACCGUGCUGGAAGAGAAUCAGAUCCCUCUGGGUUUCCCGAGUAUAGACAUGGGUCCUCAGCUCAAGGUGGUGGAGCGAACUCGGACGGCUACGAUGCUCUGCGCCGCUAGCGGAAACCCCGAUCCGGAAAUUUCCUGGUUUAAGGAUUUCCUUCCCGUCGACAUCAACAGCAGCAACGGCCGGAUAAAGCAGCUUCGCUCAGGAGCUCUGCAGAUUGAGAACAGUGAAGAGUUGGAUCAGGGAAAAUAUGAGUGUGUGGCGACGAACAGCGCUGGAACGCGUUACUCCGCCCCCGCCAACCUCUACGUCCGAGUACGGCGGGUACCGCCCCGUUUCUCCAUCCCACCCAGCGAUCAGGAGGUGAUGCCAGGGGGCAGCACUAAUCUCACCUGCGUUGCUGUCGGAGCCCCGAUGCCCUACGUCAAGUGGAUGACUGGAGAAGUCGAGCUCACCAAAGAAGAGGAAAUGCCCGUUGGACGCAACGUUCUGGAACUUACCAACAUCCGCAAGUCGGCUAACUACACCUGCGUGGCCAUGUCUUCUCUGGGAAUGAUCGAAGCCACGGCGCAAGUUACAGUCAAAGCUCUUCCCAAACCCCCAUCAUCUCUGACUGUAACUGAAACAACGGCCACCAGUGUCACCCUAACGUGGGACUCUGGGAACCCAGAACCCGUGUCCUACUACAUGAUCCAAUACCGCUCUAAAGCCUCUGACAGCAGCUACCAGGAAGUGGAUGGGGUUGCGACAACACGAUACAGCAUCGGCGGGUUGAGCCCAUACUCAGAGUACGAGUUCCGCGUGAUGGCAGUGAACAACAUCGGGCGCGGUCCACCGAGUGACACAGUGGAGACUCGCACCAGUGAACAGGCGCCUUCGUCUCCUCCGCUGCACGUUCAGGCGCGCAUGCUGAGCUCCAGCACUAUGCUUGUGCAGUGGGAACCUCCGGAGGAACCCAACGGGCAGAUUCGCGGAUAUCGCAUCUAUUACACGACCGAUCCGGACUUGCAGCUGAGCGCCUGGCUGAAGCACAACACCGACGACAGCCGACUGACCACGAUCUCUGGAUUAACCACCAACGUCACCUACAGUCUCCGUGUCCUGGGCUUCACUUCUGUAGGGGAUGGACCUCCAUCUGAUGUCCUGCAGGUCAAAACACAACAAGGAGUCCCGGCACAGCCUUCUGGAUUUGAGGCCGAAGCCGAACUGGACACCAGGAUCAUGCUGAAGUGGCUUUGGCCCGUUCAGGAGCCCAUCACUUUGUACGAGCUUCAUUACUGGGAGGCCGGCUCGGACAAUAAGAUCCAUGUCACCUUCAUCCCGGCCGGGUCGUACGCCGUGGAAGGCCUGAAGCCAGACACUCUGUACAUGUUCUCCCUCGCCGCUCGCUCUGAAAUGGGCCUGGGGGUCUUCACCAAGCCCAUCGAAGCCAAGACCGCUCAGUCCACGCCCUCAGCUCCACCUCAGGAUAUUCAGGUGCUCAGUCUGAGCUCCACCAGCAUCAAGGUGAGUUGGGUUCCUCCCCCUGCUGCCAGCAGGCAUGGCGCUAUCGUUCGCUACACCGUGAGCUACCAGGCGGUGAGCGGAGAGGACACCGAGCGACACGAAGUGACGGAUAUUGGAGCGGACGCCACCAGCGUUGUACUGGACGGGUUGGGGAAGUGGACGGAGUAUGUGGUACGGGUGAGGGCUCACACCGAUGUGGGGCCCGGACCUGAGAGCGCACCAGUACGCAUCCGAACCAACGAGGAUGUGCCCGGAGCUCCUCCUCGUAAGCUGGAGGUCGAGGCCAUAAACUCCACGGCUAUCCGCGUGACGUGGAAGCCGCCGCUCUCGGGAAAGCAGCACGGUCAGAUCCGUGGAUAUCAGGUGAUUUACUCUCGGCUGGAGAACGGAGAACCGCGAGGGCAUCCGAACAUCAUGGACGUAGCGCUGCCUGAAGCUCAGUGGAACAUUGAGGACACCACCGAAUAUGAAGCCAUCAUCUCUGGUCUGAUCUCGGAGACUUCAUACUCGGUCACAGUAGCGGCCUACACCACCAGAGGAGACGGAGCGAGGAGCAAAGCCAAGGUCAUCAAAACCACAGGAGCAGUUCCUGGUAAGCCCACCAUGCUCAUCAGCAUCACGGUGGGCAACACGGCCCUCAUCCAGUGGCAGCCUCCAAAGGACAUGCCAGGCGAGCUGAUUGGCUAUCGGUUACGCUACAAGCGCUCGGAUGAGGAAAUGUUCACGGUGCAUAACUUCGGGAGCACGGACGACCACUACACGGCGACGGGUCUCUUCAAGGGCGCCACCUAUAGCUUCCACUUGAGCGCCAAGAACCGCGCAGGCACAGGAGAAGAGUUUGUCAAGAACAUCAGCACGCAGGAGGAGGCUCCCAGCGGAUUCCCGUUGAACCUGAGCGUGGUGGGCCUGACCACCACGACCACGCGGCUUACAUGGGCGCCGCCGGCCCCUGCUGAGCGGAACGGACGCAUCACUCACUACGUCGUCGUUUACAGAGACAUCAACAGCCAGCAGAACAGCACCAAUCGAACAUCAGACACCAACAUGAUGCUGAAUGACCUCCGACCGGACACCACCUAUGACAUCCGCAUCCAGGCUUUCAACAGCAAGGGGGGUGGACCCAUUAGCCCCAGCAUUCAGAGCAGGACCAUGGCCACAUCACCAGCUUUCGCAACAAGUUUUGGCGUCAGAGCGGUGAUGAAGACGUCCGUCCUUCUGACCUGGGAGCUUCCGGAGAACUUCAAGUCUCAAGGGCUUUUUAAGAUUUUGUAUAACCAGCAGAGCGUGGAGGUUCAGAGCUACGUGAGGAGGAAGCAGAUCACGGGCCUGAAGCCCGACACUAAUUACUCCUUCGUGUUAAUGAGUCGAGGGAACAGCGCCGGAGGACUGCAGCAGCAGGUCUCCAUCAGAACCGCUCCGGAUCUCCUCAAAACCAAACCCGUCGUCUUCAAAAUCGACGAGAACAACGCCGGAAAAAUCACCAUCAACCUUCCCAAAGUGCCUACUACAGCAGCCAUCAGUUGGUAUUACAUUGUGGUUAUCCCGGCAUCGCUGACAUCAUCAGGCAGGUGGGAAAAUCCGGAUGAAAUAGACCUCCAUGACCUUCUCGAGGUCAAUAAAAUUUCUUCAUUGAGGCGCCGGCGCCGUUACUCUGAACCUCCGAGACCGUACAUCACCGCCAAGCUGAAAUACCUUCCUGAGACGUUCACCCUGGGAGACCAGCAGGAGUACAACGGCUUCUACAACCGUCCAGUGCCGAGCCUCACAACGUACCAGUGCUUCGUCAUGGCUGAGAUAAAGGAGCAGAACCUUCCCAACGCCAAUGAGAAACAGCGUGUUUUCUCCUCCAGCCCGUACUCGGACCCGUUGAUGGUGGAGAACGGCAGCGUGGCUCGCAGCGUGGAGUCUCCUGAGAUGCUGUGGGUGAUGGGGCCGGUUCUUGCCGUGGUGCUCAUCGUCAGCAUCGUCAUCGCCAUUAUCCUCUUUAAAAGGAAGCGAGCGUCUCCGCUGCCUAAGGACGAACACUUGAGCGGGGUGAAGGACUCCCUCCUGGCUAACUCAUCUGAUCCCGUGGAAAUGAGGAGAAUCAACUACCAAACGCCAGGUCCCAGUACUUCCUGCUGCCCAGACACUCCAAGAAUGAGAGAACAUCCUCCCAUCUCUGUGUGUGAGCUGGCUGACCACAUCGAGCGCCUCAAAGCCAACGACAACCUACGCUUCUCACAGGAGUACGAGUCCAUUGAUCCUGGCCAACAGUUCACCUGGGAGAACUCCAACAUGGAGGUGAACAAACCCAAAAACCGCUACGCUAACGUCAUCGCCUACGAUCACUCCAGGGUCGUGCUGUCCUCCGUGGACGGUGUCCCAGGUAGCGACUACAUCAACGCCAACUACAUCGACGGCUACCGUAAGCAGAACGCGUACAUCGCCACGCAGGGCCCUCUGCCCGAGACGCUCAGCGAUUUCUGGAGGAUGGUGUGGGAGCAAAGGACCAACACCAUCAUAAUGAUGACCAGACUGGAGGAGAAAUCACGGGUUAAGUGUGACCAGUACUGGCCGGUUCGUGGAACAGAAACAUACGGAAUGAUCCAGGUCACCAUGUUGGAUACGGUGGAGCUGGCGACGUACAGCGUGCGCACGUUUGCACUUUAUAAGAACGGCUCCAGUGAGAAGAGAGAGGUGAGACAGUUCCAGUUCAUGGCGUGGCCUGAUCACGGCGUGCCCGAGUACCCCACGCCCAUCCUGGCCUUCCUGCGCAGGGUUAAAGCGUGUAACCCUCCAGACGCUGGGCCUAUGGUGGUCCACUGCAGCGCUGGCGUGGGUCGCACCGGCUGCCUCAUCGUGAUCGAUGCCAUGCUGGAACGCAUGAAACACGAGAAAACGGUGGACAUUUACGGCCACGUGACGUGCAUGCGCUCUCAGAGGAACUACAUGGUGCAGACGGAGGAUCAGUACAUCUUCAUCCACGAGGCACUGCUGGAGGCGGCGACCUGCGGCAUCACCGAGGUUCCUGCGCGAAACCUCUAUACACACAUCCAAAAACUGAGCCAGCUGUCGCCCGGAGAACCCGUCACCUACAUGGAGCUCGAGUUUAAGAAUCUGGCCAGUUCCAAAGCUCACACAUCACGCUUCAUCAGCGCCAACCUGCCAUGCAACAAGUUCAAGAACCGGCUGGUGAACAUUAUGCCGUUCGAGUCAACGCGUGUGUGUCUGCAGCCAAUCAGAGGGGUGGAGGGGUCCGACUACAUCAACGCCAGCUGCAUCGACGGUUACAGACAACAGAAAGCGUACAUCGCCACUCAGGGUCCUCUGGCUGAGACCACAGAGGAUUUCUGGAGGAUGCUGUGGGAGCACAACUCCACCAUCGUGGUGAUGCUGACCAAACUCCGUGAGAUGGGACGGGAGAAGUGUCAUCAGUAUUGGCCGGCCGAGCGCUCUGCCCGUUAUCAGUACUUCGUGGUGGAUCCCAUGGCCGAGUACAACAUGCCUCAGUACAUCCUGCGAGAGUUUAAAGUCACAGACGCCAGGGACGGCCAAUCACGAACGAUCCGCCAGUUCCAGUUCACUGAUUGGCCGGAGCAGGGUGUGCCGAAGACGGGCGAGGGAUUCAUCGAUUUCAUUGGUCAAGUUCAUAAAACCAAGGAGCAGUUUGGCCAGGAUGGACCAAUCACUGUGCACUGCAGUGCGGGAGUGGGCAGGACCGGAGUGUUCAUCACUCUCAGCAUCGUUCUGGAGAGGAUGAGAUAUGAAGGUGUGGUGGAUUUGUUCCAGACGGUUAAAACUCUGCGCACUCAGAGACCUGCCAUGGUGCAGACCGAGGACCAGUACCAGCUGUGUUACCGAGCAGCUCUGGAGUAUCUGGGGAGUUUUGACCACUAUGCAACGUAACACUUCAGCUACCGGGAAUGAAAAAACACUUUAGAGUGUGUGUGUGUGUGUGUGUGUGUGAUGACACAAACACAGCUUCUCUCCUGACUGAUUCAUUCAGAUUCAGCAGUUCUGAACUCUUAUUUUAUACACACACACACACACACACACACACGCACACACGACAGCUACUGGUAGCGGUUUUUGGUUUAUUUUUUGUUAAUCCUUAUAAAAUUUUAUUCCGACUUUAUUUAGAAUAUUUUGAUGUUUUUAUUAAUCGGUUAACCUUCUUCUCAUCUUAACGAUCCUCUGCGCUUUUUUCCUUUUCUGCAGAGCGAUUCUUUUUUUUUUUAAUUUAAUUUUAAUUGUAAAUUUUGUUUUUCUUCUUGUUUUUUAGCACACAUGGUGUGUGACUUGUGAUUUUAACAGGUACUAAUACCAGAGGACCACUGUUCUCAGAGCUGCUGUCGGAUUUCAUUCAUAACACCGUUUUAUUCUCUUUUUUUUUAUUUUAUUUCUUUUAUAUAUAUAUAUAAUUUGUAAUUUUUGUUCUAAAAAAAAAAGGUUUGUUUUAAUAAUAAUAAUAAUUAUUAUUAUUCUUUGACGUAUCGCGGCGGGUUAACUUUCUGUUCCUUUAUAGAAAAGAAAAAAAUCGAGGAAAAUAAAUAAAUAUAUAAAUAAAAAUGUUUAAAAAAAUCAACAGCAACACUAAACACAUGCCACGGCGGAGAUCCGCAGCACGUGAAAAGGCGUGCGCCGAUAUUCCAUUUCCUUUUUUAUAUUGCGAUAAAAAGUGUUAUCACAAUCUCAAUGUUGUCUGUUAGAAUCAAAACGUAAACAAACACACCGACAUCCUCCGGUUCCGUAACUGCUAACGCUAAUCCUGCUGAUUGGGCGGAGCUGGGUCACGUGACUAGCGCCUUCGCUAUCUGUACGAGGCGUCUAUAAACCACGUUAAAUCUCUGAAACGGAUGCAUUUGGACCCAGAGUCUGAUUUUUCUCAUCCCAGUGUACAGUAUUAACCACUCCACAAGUGAACUUUUUAUACAGAAAUAUAGAUAUAUAUAUAAAUAUAAAUAUAUAAAUAAACACAUAUAAAUAUGAGAAGUUAUAAAUAUUAUCCAUAUAGUAUAUAAACAACUACAGAUGUCUGAUCAGCGGUCAGUUCUGCAGACCGGGACAUACCAACUACAGAGAGACUGCGGGGGAGUGAAUCUGUAUUAAUCCUGCGAAAAAGUAAUAUCUACUGUAUUAAUCCUGACACACACCACACACACACACACACACACACACACAGGUGUGUCUGAGAGUGUGUGUGUGUGUGUGUGUGUGUGUGUUCUCUCUGAUGAAGCACAGCAGAGGCCCGAUUAUAACCACACGCUACGUCGGCCAAAAGUUUCCUUUCUACCUUGUGAAUGGUUCGUGCUGUAGGGGUUUAAAUCUGUUGUAUACACACUCUGUUUUCUAUUCGUUAAUAAUGACAAGAAGGAGAGAAGAAGAAAAAAAAACUGGAAUUUAAAAACUUGAUGUUAAUAAAGUUGAAUAAUUGUUUUGGGGAAUUUUUUUUUGUACAACA
Molecule: messenger RNA, 7724 nt
Organism: Hemibagrus wyckioides
Lineage: Eukaryota; Metazoa; Chordata; Actinopteri; Siluriformes; Bagridae
Gene: ptprfb
Product: protein tyrosine phosphatase receptor type Fb
Exons: 34
Coding region: 407-6169 (1920 amino acids)
Biological process (GO): protein dephosphorylation
Molecular function (GO): protein tyrosine phosphatase activity; protein binding
Source: RefSeq, a predicted model, not a curated record